Carcharodon carcharias (great white shark) is the source of this 1914-nucleotide messenger RNA. It is a transcript of the gene tbc1d7, whose product is annotated as TBC1 domain family, member 7. Bases 963 to 1844 code for a protein of 293 amino acids. The transcript has 10 exons. Gene Ontology annotation, molecular function: GTPase activator activity. The record is from RefSeq and is a predicted model, not a curated record. Gene Ontology annotation, biological process: activation of GTPase activity; negative regulation of TOR signaling. NCBI's taxonomy places the organism in Eukaryota, Metazoa, Chordata, Chondrichthyes, Lamniformes, Lamnidae.
CAUUUUGUUUCAUGUUUCUCUGCUGGUUUGUUUUUCUCUCAUUCCUCUCUCAUCUCCAUUACUUCAUGUUUGGAUGGCAGCUAUUCAGGGUCCUGUCUUUCACAUCUCUUUUAGUCACAUGUUUUCUUUCUUUACUUGGCCCACUAUUUGGUUUUGCACUAUGUAAUGUUUUGAUAUUUAAUCUCUCCUGCUCUCCAAUCUAUCACUUGCUCAAAAUCUAUUACGUUUAUAAUUUUUCUCGGUUCUCAUGGAAGAUCCCAGACCUGAAACAUUAACUCUCUUACUCUUUCAACAAAUUGCUGCCAGAACUGCUGAGUAUUUCCAGCAUUUUCUGUUUUGUUCAAUCUCCAACAUCUGUAGUAUUUUGCUUUUAUAAUUUGUGUGUUGCACUGACCUGCCACUGACUGCUUUGCACAGCUUUCUAUGCAGCCUGCACUGAACCCUUUAUAGAGCUGUACUUAUUGAACUGUGUGCACUGUACUGCCUGUACUUCGCUUAUUUCCAUAUUUGUAUUCAAAUUUUAAAAUCUUUUAGCAUAACCAAGUGACAAUUUUGAAUUGUAUUACAAUCAACAGCCUUUCAAGAGAGAAUACAAAUUUGGGGCCCAUUCUAGUUCCUCCAUGUGGAAACAAUGUAUAGUUAUCUUCCCAUACAUUGACUUAGUAUUUUCUCAAGUGAUUGUGUUUUCGCCUCUACUGUUUCCAUUCCAUGUAGUGAUUGCUCUUGUGCCAAGGAGAACUCUCUAUUUGUUCUUGUUUUAACUCCAUUGUCCUCUUAGCUUGUGUCUUGGUGAACAGAACUAGAGAAAAUACUUGAGGAUGGUGACGAUGCACAGGGCUACCCCAAUAGAGGGGUAGGAAAGACCAUUUGGCUCAUUAGACAUAUUGGAUGAUAUUUCAAAGCUUCUGCAGCUUUGAUUAGGAAGUAUUGGCCGCUCCUACAGUUUCUUUUUUGGUAGGAAAAUGGCCGAAGACCCACAGAGAAACUUCCGUUCUCACUAUUAUGAAAAGGUUGGAUUUCGUGGUGUUGAAGAGAAGAAAUCCCUUGAGAUUCUGCUGAAGGAUGAUCCGUUAGAUGUUGAGAAGCUCUGCACUUUUGCUCAACGCUAUCCUCUUCCCUCCAUGUAUCGUGUUCUUGUGUGGAAAGUAUUGCUUGGUAUUCUUCCUCCUCACUAUGAAUCACACUCUAUUGUGGUGACAUUUAGAGAAGAGCAGUAUCAGGAUUUGUUGCACGCAUUGCAAGUUAUUCGGUUUGUUCAAGAUUCCACCCCACAGGUUUGGGUUUAUCUCCGAAUGCAUCAGUUGGAAUCUGGAACACUGCCACGUCGUCCAUCUCAGUCACUGGAAUCAGAGGAUGCGGUGUUUAUUGCAAUAGCGGAAGCAAUGGAAGAGAUGGUAGAAAAUGAUGUUGAUGCCUACUGGCUAGCCAAAUGCUUUGUGAACCAAUUCAAUAAUAAAUAUGGUGAUUCAGUGCCUCACUUGCCAAAGAGCCUUGAACAUUACCUGAAUCUGGAAGACAGCAAACUCCUCACUCACCUCAAGACAUGCUUGGCUAUGAAUAAGCUCCCCUAUGACUUGUGGUUCAUGCAUUGUUUUGCAGGCUGUUUACCUGAAUCUAGCCUUCAAAGAGUUUGGGACAAAAUCAUAAGUGGAUCCUGCAAAAUCCUGGUCUUUGUAGCCAUGGAGAUUUUAUUAACUUUUAAAAUGAAAUUAAUGGCAAUGAAUAAAGCAGAAAAUAUUGCCCACUUCCUGCAAAAUAUUCCACAGGAGAAUACAGAUGCCAUCAUCAGCAAGGCCAUUGACUUAUGGCACAAGUAUGUUGGAACCCCUGUGCACUCUGUAUAGUUAAAAAUUGAAUGAAAUUGAUGUAAUAAUAACUGUCUUCUAGUUAAUUUAUUAAAAUAAUUUUGCAUAA